UGCAGUUUACACUGUGGGGCGUACCAUCUGAAAGCGAAACGGGUGGCUAGAUGUUUGCGCCCCACAGGCUUGCCGUCUCACACUCGCUGUUAUUUGAUGACGUUAGAAUAAUAACCCAGCACGCGGUUUUAGCCACAAACCCACCGUCCAGUACUGACCACAGGCGGUAUGCAAAUGAAGAGCCCCGAGAAGAAACGGCGCAAAUCAAACACUCAGGGCCCCGCAUACUCCCAUCUUUCUGAAUUUGCCCCACCUCCCACCCCAAUGGUCGACCACCUGGUGGCGUCCAACCCUUUUGAAGAUGACUUUGGGGCUCCGAAAGUCAACGCGGGCCCCUCCCCCUUCCUGAACAACCCGGUGCCCUUUGGAAAUUACCGCAUGCCGGGUGCCAUGCCCCAUCAGAUGACCCCCGGCUAUCCUGGUGGCCCACAGCCCAUGAGAAGGCAGGCACCCCCUUUUCCUCCCAAUCAGAUGGGCCCUGGUUUUGGAAUGUCCCAAAACCCAAACUACCACCAGCCUGGAAACAUGAACUUCCCCAAUGCCCCCUUUAAUCAAGCCAUGGGCCAGGGCUUCAGCCCCCCUGCUGGGCAAAUGAUGCAAGGACCAGUAGGAGGAUUUGGGCCAAUGAUGUCACCAAACAUGGGUCAGCCCCCUAGAGGAGAGAUGGGCCCUGGUCCUGUAUUGAACUCUCCUGGUGGCCCUCCAUUUACUCAAAGGUUUGGCCCAUCAGGGCACCCGUUUGGACAGCCCCCAGUGCCACGAGCCAGCCUCCCACCAAACACCAGUCCGUUUGCAGGGGCCGACCAAAGCUUUCCCCCGGGGGUUGAAGAACACGGCAAGAACAUCAACCCUCCCAGCAACACGUUUAAUCAAGACCAGCAUGUUGGGUCGCCUUCUGCCGUCAAUGGGAACCAACCAAACUUCACUCCCAACAACUCCACGCGGGGCAACAGCAGCACCCCCGAAGUCAACAACAUCCCUCCCCCGAGCAAGCCCACUGGCAACUCUGGGCACCAGCCGCCCCCUGGACUUAUUUACCCCUGUGGGGCCUGCGAGCGGGAAGUCAAUGAUGACCAGGACGCCAUCUUGUGUGAGGCAUCGUGCCAGAAGUGGUUCCACAGAGAGUGCACGGGGAUGACUGAGAGUGCCUACAGCUUGCUCACCAGAGAGGUCUCGGCCGUGUGGGCUUGUGACUACUGCCUGAAAACCAAGGAUAUCCAGUCCGUCUACAUCCGGGGGGCCAUGGGCCAGCUUGUGGCUGCCAACGAUGGUUGAAUGUGGCAGAGAGUUGGGUGUCAUGGUUACUCACAGCUUUAAGAAGCCGUCUCUUUGGGGUGCAAAGACUUUCCCAGUAUGAGGGAUCCCUGGCGGAAAAUAUUCCUCACACAUUCUUCUGAUCUGACUCCUCCUCUAACUUGGAUUUUGGGGUGUAAGGCAGCCUGUCGGCCUCCCCUUCAGUCAUAGAGUCGGAUGAUCAUUGGAUAGUUGGGAAACGUUCACACUCCAUUUAUUUUGUACAGAGCAAAGACAAGCCCCUCCCCCUCUAUGUAUUUUUGAUAAUGUAUAAGUCGUGUCUGCAUUUCUAACCCUCCAUUGUGGCCUCACUAAUUGGGAGGAGAAUGAUCCUUGUGCUGACGCAUUUCACUCCAUUGUGACGUUGUUACUUGCCGAUUUAGUCUGCAGUUCUAUCACAGAUUGGUGCAGUUUUAUAAUGGAUUUGUUUCUAACCAUGUUGGGGCAAUUGUGUGGGGCGCUGACUCCUCCCCUGGGGCCCAGUCUCUCUGAUCCCCGUCCCCUCAGUCUGUCCCUCUUAUUGCACUUAUUGGUCUCUUACUCUUCCUGGCAGGAGAAGGUGCACGUGGGUUGUGGCUUCUCUAACUCAAAAGUUAUUUAUUUUCUCAUGUCUCCAUGGAAACAGUAUCAUUAACGUUGAUGAUUUAACUAAUGAGGUUUCUCCCGUGUCUCUGUGUAAGUGAAAGGCUUGAGCAGAGCAUUGUGAGAGCGCGAGAGAGAAAUGUUCUUAUAGGGAAUUUUAUUGUUGCAUUCAAAUCCUUGUGGGUGGAGACAUAGCAGCAGUACGUAACUCCUCCCAUGAGGAGCAAAGUAAUUGGGUGGUAACGGUUACACACCCCUUUGUGGCAAGAGACCUUCAUAGCUGCUCUGUGCAGUCAAUGCAUAUGGUUCCCUGUAUGUGGGGGAGAGGCACUUUGUGGGGUGCUUUGCAAGCAAUAAUCUCCCUGUUUAUUUCCCCUUUAAUGUUUGCAUUCUACCUCAUCCCAACCCAAUGCAAACCAUGGCUGGAUCAUCAUCCGCUUGCCCUGGGAACCCCAAUAGAUGUACUUACCUGAACCCCAUCACUCACAUUACUGUGACACACUAUGCUCCCCACAUUUCUUUUCUUCCUGCCAUUUCCCGUUUUAUCCCGUCUCCUAGCAACAGCUCUUCCCUGUCCUGUAAAUGUACUAACUGGUUCCACAGCAGACUGGUCCAGUAGCCCUGACUUCCCUCUUCUUCCCGGGAGUUGCCCUUUAAUUAAUGGAAUCUUAGUGCAGGGAGUUUACUGGCGGAGCUGCCAUACUGAGUUCUCUGAAAGCUCUGGCACCCCUUUACUGAGGCUGAAUAAAGAGGCACAAAUAGACGUAUUGUGACCUAGCGGUUCAAUCAUUCCUCUAUCAAUCUGUAUAUUUCACUGCUACGACUGUAAGUGUAUUGUGACCCCCGUGCAGCCAUAUUGUCCCCCACAGUGAGAAUUGUGAUGCUUAUUCUUUCCAUCUCCUUAUAAAGAUUUGUGAGAAAAUCCCA
This is a messenger RNA of Xenopus laevis (African clawed frog), 2802 nucleotides long. It is a transcript of the gene pygo2.L, whose product is annotated as pygopus family PHD finger 2 L homeolog. The transcript is spliced from 3 exons. The coding region runs from base 169 to 1275 and encodes 368 amino acids. Lineage: Eukaryota; Metazoa; Chordata; Amphibia; Anura; Pipidae. Gene Ontology annotation, cellular component: nucleus. Gene Ontology annotation, biological process: positive regulation of DNA-templated transcription. The record is from RefSeq and is a predicted model, not a curated record.